Molecule: messenger RNA, 4448 nt
Organism: Ornithodoros turicata
Lineage: Eukaryota; Metazoa; Arthropoda; Arachnida; Ixodida; Argasidae
Product: zinc transporter ZIP1-like
Exons: 3
Coding region: 421-1449 (342 amino acids)
Biological process (GO): zinc ion transmembrane transport
Cellular component (GO): plasma membrane
Molecular function (GO): zinc ion transmembrane transporter activity
Source: RefSeq, a predicted model, not a curated record
GCGAUAAGCCCUCUUGCCCUACAGCGCCAUGCUUGCUAGUUAUCGUAUCGCAAUAUGCUAGUGAUUACGAUACCGACAGAAGAAUUGGCAAAUCCGAGAAACACAACCAAUUUUGCAAACGUGGUCACAGAUCAUUUAAUGAUCGUCUAUAACAGGCGCCUUGAUUAUUUCGGGCGACUUGAGCGAUAACGCACAAAAGGCGCGCAGCCAUUUACGCCGAGUAGAGAGCACUUGAGAACACAUCAAAGAUCAGACGAGCAACCGGUUAGUAUCCAAGAGACACCGAGCCGAACUGCAGCAAAGAAAGGAGGGCUCGUCGCCGUCGUUCCACGUCCACCCGCAGAACUUGCUUCCGUGUCCUUAGGAGAUCAACACUGUCAUCACAGACAUUUCGCGACAUAAAUCUCGACAUCAGUCAAGAUGGUGCUCUCAGCACAAGUCAUCGCACCGCUGCUCCUCCUUUUUGGUACCUUCACUCUGGGCACCAUUCCCAUUUGCCUAGUUCGUCUUCUUCAGAGGUCGUCCAUUGGACCUAGAGUGCUCUCCUUUCUCAUAUGCCUCGGCGGUGGUGUAUUGUUCGCGACGUCCUUCCUCCAUCUCCUCCCUGAGGUCCGUGAAGGAUUUGAAGAGUUGGCGACAACGUUCCCAGUAGCUGAAGGCGUUGUGUGUUUCGGGUUCUUUGCCGUAUAUCUCGUGGAAGAAUUGGUGCACACCUGUCUUAAGCACACCCAUCAUGUCAUGGACCACGGCCAUGCACAUUCACCUGCUGUCAUUGCUUGCAGCGAAACGGAUCAAGAAAUGGCAGGCAACAGGGUCCACAUACAUCUACCACCACAUUCAGCGUCCACCAAGAACGACAAACAGAUCACCCAUCAUUUACCACCACCACCAUUGGCCAACGUCGACAAGGGCACAGCAACGUCGCCCACGGAAAUCACCACCAAAGAAAAGCCUGCACUGAGUCAAGUCACCCUUUCUGGUCUGCUUAUCGUAGCGGCACUGUCCUUCCACUCUCUAUUCGAGGGAUUGUCCUUGGGUGUACAGUCGACUAACAAGGACACUUGGAUCAUGUUUCUCGCCAUCUCUCUGCAUAAAUUCGUCAUUGCCUUCGUCGUAGGCUUUGACUUGAGUGCGGGUGACGUGAGGCGAAAAGUUAUUUUUUUCUAUAUGGGUAUAUUUUCUAUCAUGUCGCCGCUAGGAGCGCUGAUUGGCGUUGUAACGAGCAGUAACUUUGAAGGCCUCGCCGUUACAGCUUUAAAUGGAAUCGCCUCGGGGACUUUAAUAUACGUCACGUUCUUCGAGGUUCUGCAGCGGCAGCGGAAGUCUAUGAUCAGUGGACUACUUCAGCUACUCGCUGUGGUGCUGGGGUUCUCAGUGAUGCUUGUUAUGGUAAUCGUUUUGCCGAGUGAUCAUGACCAUGAAGGGGACACUCAUAGUGCGCAUGCUUGACUCGACACUCUAUGGACACUGUCCAAAAACGAACAACUGUGAACAGCGACCUAGUCAAAUAGCAUAGAGGCGAGACGGGAAUGGCCACGGUCUCUGGGUUAUGUUGUUGCCCUCAGCGAGCUUUGACAUUGGGUAGUCGGUGGGCGACAUGAGGAAUCAGUGUAUUCUUUUCCUGUAGCUUUUACCUCGCAUUCCCCUUUAAGCUAGAAUUUUCCAGUGACCGCUGAGCUCUGCCGAUAUGGAAGACAUCACCCUCGCCCGUGUGAGACACCGAAUAGCCCGGAAACUGUCGUGCAGAGAACAUGGCUUCUGUUCCGCAACCGUACGUUUCAUGUGACUUCGUGCAAGUAUAUCACAGAACAAGACAUUUGACAUUUUUUAACUCCAUUCAUAUUGCCCGAGCUCAAUGUGGUACAGACUGUCAUGAAGAUUUUACCUCUUUGUACAUGCAUAGACCAGCACACAGUUGUAUGCUACCCGACAGUUCUCCGAGAACAGAAAAAUGUGACGUGCAGCAUAUAGCGAUAAUGGUGUGCAGUUUCAAAUUAUUGAUGCGAAAUUUUGUCGGACGUUUGUACAUGCAGGGACACAUAUAGCUGAUGUAUCGUUCAUUUCUUGCUGGAUAUUUUAGAUAUAUACAAGGUGUUUUUUUUAAUGGAGACACAUUUUUAAUAAUGGAAUGGAAUAGAAAUAGAAAGAAGCAAAUAGAAACGGAAAUUGAAACAUUUUCAAUAAAAAAAACUAUAAGGGCUCCGCGUAAGACGCGUCUCCGAAGAUGCGCAAUGAACAAAAUAUGGAAAAAAAAUUGUGGUCCCUCACGAAUUUUUUGCGGACGAUCUACCGAACGGAUUUUUGUUCUGAAAACGGCUCCGAUAUCAGGUCACCGGAAGGAACAGAUGUUCUCAAUGGGACAGCUUCGUAGCCUUUAUAAUUAAAAGUUAAUUAACGAUUUUUAGGUAAUUUGUCAUUUGACGGUUGAGCAACAUAUGGCCAAGAAAGUCCGCCGGCCUAUAGAGAUGAUAGAAGUGAAACAGCGUGGCUAUAGCCCUAUAGUUUUUUUUUUUUCAUUAAAAAUGUGUCUCCAUUAAAAGAAAAAACACCCUGUAUAAGCAAAACAUAAGCCACCAUCUAUCAAACCUGGGGACUUAGACACGUGACACGUAUUUACGUGACGCGUGAGCUGCUCCUUUCGUUAACGGAACACUGGCGCGAUCUCUGCCAAUGGUAACGAGUUAUAGCGAGGUCGUAACGUUUAACGAUUCAUUCAAGCGGUCCGUUAAUAGUGAGUUUUAGUAUACCGUUGAUAAGGUUAUCGUGCCUAUCGGAACCAAUCGCAGUCGUGCGUGACUCAGAAUCUUAUCCACUGAUUGGUUCCGGUUGAUACGGUUCGACGCAAGCCACCUUAUCAACGGUCUGCUAACGCUCUCUAAUAUCUUCAGUACCCAUCUUUAUUAAAUGGUGUAUCCACGAGAGUGAUACCAAAGUAAUUUUGCCGGCAGUCGUCUUGCCCAAGUAUAGGUAUAUUUUGUGUGGUGCGCCAAAUUAAUUAGUGUAACGAUAUUAAUUAGGCACUGUUUAUAUUGAUUUUACCGUCGAGAAAAACCGCAAGUCGUAGAGCGAUUUCAGAAACCCUUGAAUCAGUUGUUUGCAGUAAAGUACAUCUUGCUAUGCUCUUGCUCAGAGUUGUACGUAACGCGUUACUAGUAAUUGCGUUACUAGUAAUCAAUUACUUUUUUCAGUAAUUUUUUUAACGUAAUCGAUUAGUUUUGUGAGCAAGUAAUUUUCCAAGUAACCUGAUUCCAAUUUUCGGUAAUCGAUUACUGUUUUAACCUUCUGUCAACAAUGGCAACCCUUUUCAGCAAGCCAACCUAUUCUUCUGUUCCGCCACGAGGUCGACUGAAGCAAUGACGCAGAGGUCACUGUUACGGCCGUCUCUAUAUAGCGCACACGUGUUCCAUGCACGCCACAGUAAUAUGAUAAUCCCUUACAACCGCGACCUACUGGGGCAACGGUAAAAUAGGUGACUGUAUUGACAAAUUGUGCUGGCUGAACAUACCAAUAGUUACAAAACGAAGCGAAUGUUUCGAUGUUGUUUAAAAUUUGUAUAUAAAUCUGUAAUAAACGCGUGUAUGUGUUUUGUAUAUUGCUUUCAAAUGUAUUUGUGAAUUUCACUUAUCAUGUAUGUUGGCGUCUCAUAUUAGAAAUUGCAACAAGAGCUGCAUGGUUGCGUUCGCUGCAAGCUUGUUGGCUUUGCAAUGGCCCACAAUUUAAAAGUAACGGGAAAAGUAACGCGUUACAUUAUUAAUCGGUAACGUAUUACAUUUUUGAUGAAGUAAUUUGUAACGGUAAAGAAUUACUUUUCGCGCAGUAGUAACAGUAAUUGUAAUCAAUUACUCUUUUCGAGUAACGUGUACAACUCUGCGUCUUGCUUCAAGGUUCAGAACAGAAACAAAGGAAAGAAAGCGCGCAAAAUUUGAAAACUACCACAUGACAAAUUGACAACGUGGAAAUUUCAGUACACCGCUGUACUAGCAGCCUCAAGCGCACUCUCAAUAAACGAGAUACACUGAUAUACGUACCUUGAGUGAGAAACAAACAUCACAUGAGAUGCACUUGACUGUAAACACCUCAAUCCGGGGUUUCUGAAGCCGCUCUUCCAUACGCUUGCAUAUUUUUUCUUGAUAUUGAUUACUGGCUUGAUAUUUAAAGGAGUACAUAGUUAAUCUCAAUUUAAUUAAUUAGGGGCGGUACAAAAAUAUAUUCCUGCUGGAGCAAUGACGACUACAAACCGAAGCCCGUUGGUUUCAUCCCGUAUACUGUAAUGCACAAGUUUAAAAAAAAAACUGUUCAAGUUACACAAAACCCCUGAGUAUGCGCGCUGUUAUGAAUGGGUAGGGAUCUGUAAUUUCCGAAUUAUUGCAGGCACAUACGUAUGUAUUAUUGACGCAGUCCCCUGCAUUACAACUCUUAUUUUUGUAAUAAACUUUUUAAGCUCUGCA